Molecule: messenger RNA, 1427 nt
Organism: Gossypium raimondii (Peruvian cotton)
Lineage: Eukaryota; Viridiplantae; Streptophyta; Magnoliopsida; Malvales; Malvaceae
Product: GLABRA2 expression modulator
Exons: 4
Coding region: 246-1154 (302 amino acids)
Source: RefSeq, a predicted model, not a curated record
GCUACCAUCGCAGGACCGUACUUCCCGCCAAACUCAUCUUUCCCGAACUCCCAAAUAUUUUCUUCAAAAAUGGAAAUAAAUAAAAAGCAAUUUUCUUAAAAAAUAAUAAAAAAUAAUUUUCAAAUGAGAUUAAAUUCAAACCAAAUCCCAAAUAAUAACAAAAGAAAGAAAAAGCAACAGUCAAAAUCCUUCACGCGCCACUUCACGCGCAGCUGUUUUUUUCUUCCUCGGAACGUUCUAAAAAAAUGGAAAAAUUGAAGAAGGAAACCGAGCCAAAGUCCAGCUCAACGCAAUCUAUGGCUCAAGAACCAAAUGCCAAAGUGGACCCGAAAAACUCGGAUCCCGAAAUGGACGCGGAGGGCUUUGUUAUUGUGCCAACAACAGAGCCAGAGAAAGAGAAAGAGAAAGAGGGUCAGAUUCAAAACGAGCAAUCACCGAACCAGGCACAAUCGGGAUUGAGGAACUUGGUUCAUCCAUUGGAUAGUGGAUCGCCUGCUGCGGAUCGCGACGCUAACAUGUCCGCUCCUAACAGAUACAAUCCUAACCUUGCUCAGGCUCCCGCUAUGGAUUCUUCUUCGGCUUCUUUCAAAGAGAAGAUGGAUAUAGUGAGGGAUGCCUUUUGGAGAUGGAAGAGGAUAGUGGGAGAAGCGACGAAGAAAGCCGAGGAUCUUGCCGGAAACACGUGGCAACACUUAAAAACAAGCCCAAGUCUUGCUGAGGCUGCCAUGGGAAGAAUUGCUCAGGGAACAAAGGUUUUGGCAGAAGGUGGCUAUGAGAAGAUUUUUAGACAAACUUUUGAAACAGUUCCUGAAGAGAAACUUCAGGAUUCUUUUGCAUGUUACUUAUCUACAUCAGCAGGUCCUGUCAUGGGAGUUCUAUAUGUAUCUACAGAAAAGCUUGCAUAUUGCAGUGAUAGUCCUCUUUCAUAUAAAAAUGGUACCCAGACUGAAUGGAGCUAUUAUAAGGUAAUAAUCCCAUUACAUCAACUAAAAGCAAUUAAUCCAUCAACAAGCAAAGUGAAUGCUUCUGAAAAGUACAUCCAAGUUACCUCUGUUGAUGCCCAUGAAUUUUGGUUCAUGGGAUUCUUAAACUACGAGGCUGCUGUUCAAUGCCUACAGGAAGUUUUGCAACUCAAUAGUUUACAAUCCGUCUGAAUACCCUGUUCUAUCUGAUAUAAGCAUUUCACUUUGGUCGCAUGAUGUUUUGUCAUAAAAAAGCAUUUAUAUUUACUCCGCUGCCCGGAACCGUUUGAUGAUUUACAUGCUCUUUGGGAAGCCAUUCAAUAUAAUUCUAUGGAAAUCAACAUUAGGUAAAUUGUAGAGUUGUUCUCCAUUAAAACCCAUGUUGGUUGUAAACUUUACUUGCUAUAAUGCAUGAACUAAAAAUCAUAUUGAUUGUUUCAGUGAAACCUUUUGUAUUCCUUCUCC